Molecule: messenger RNA, 2144 nt
Organism: Vespa crabro (European hornet)
Lineage: Eukaryota; Metazoa; Arthropoda; Insecta; Hymenoptera; Vespidae
Product: BUD13 homolog
Exons: 5
Coding region: 86-1945 (619 amino acids)
Biological process (GO): mRNA splicing, via spliceosome
Cellular component (GO): U2-type spliceosomal complex; RES complex
Molecular function (GO): RNA binding
Source: RefSeq, a predicted model, not a curated record
UAAAGUCAAUGACUACGUGUAAUCACAGAUUGUUGUAGAUAGAUUUGAGUUUAAGAGUUUUUAAAUUUGUAAAAAUUAAUUUGUCAUGGAUAAGUCUAUGAGUCAAAAGGAAUAUUUAAAGAAAUAUUUAUCUUCUGGAAAUGGAAAAGAAAAAAAGAAGAAGAAGAAACUCAAGGUUGGUCCAAAAACAGUAAAAAUCAUAGAUGAUGACAUAGACCUCAAGAAGCUCAGACCAAUAGAAGAUGGUGAAUUUGACAUAUUCAUCAAUGGAGAGGAUGCACCUCAAAUAGCAGGAAUAAUUGACGAACGUGGCCCGGUUGAUUUCUCUGACAAGAAAAAGUGGAAAAUUAUAGCCGACAGUGAGGAUGGAGAAUUGCGGUUUAAAAGUAGCGAGAGAGAACAACAGGAUGAUACUGUUGUAUCGAAUAAAAAGGAAAGAGAAAUUAGAAGACGUAAAAAAGUCUAUGAUUCAGAUUCGAGUCCAAUUAGGAAAAAUAAAACGAAUGAAGAUUCGGAUGAUAGUUUAUCGAGGAGAAAUAAAAAGAAUAAUCGAUCAGAUAUUAAACAUUCUAAAAAAACUAAGCAUGAUUAUGAUUCGGAUUUGAGUCCACCUAGGAAAAGUAGAAAGGACAAUGAUUCGGAUUUGAGUCCACCUAGAAAAAGUAAGAAGAACGAUGAUUCGGAUUUGAGCCCACCUAGAAAAAAUAGGAAAGGCAAUGAUUCAGAUUUGAGUUUACGUAGAAAAAGUAGGAAGAACGAUGAUUCGGAUUUGAGUCCACCUAGAAAAAGUAGGAAAGCCAAUGAUUCAGAUUUGAGUCUACGUAGAAAAAGUAGGAAGAACGAUGAUUCGGAUUUGAGUCCACCUAGAAAAAGUAGGAAGGACGAUGAUUCGGAUUUAAGUCCACGUAGAAAAAGUAGGAAGGACGAUGAUUCGGAUUUGAGUCCACCUAGAAAAAGUAGGAAGGACGAUGAUUUGGAUUUGAGUCCACCUAGAAGAAGUAGGAAGGACGAUGAUUCGGAUUUGAGUCCUCCUAGAAAAGAUAGAAGACAGCAUAAUGAUUCCAAAAGUAAGCAAUUUAGAGAUUUAUCUAAAUCUCAUAAAAAAUACAGUAAAAAGGGUUCAAGCUCUUCUCAUAAAUAUAAGGAUUAUGAUAGUGAUCAAAGUCAAGCACUUAGGCAAUCAAAACAUGGAAGGCAUUCUUCAGAAAAGAUUAAAAAGAAUAGAUGGAAAGAUCAUGAUAAUCAUUAUAAACAUCACACAAAAUGGGAUGAUCAAAACGAUAGAAACGAGUCGACAAAUAGUGAAAAUACGACACAAGAUACAAAAAUGAAGAAAACUUUAAGCGGUAAGAGCGCUGGUUUGCAGGAUGCAAAAUCAUUACGCGAAGAAUCAGAGGCUUUUAAAAAACGUGAAGCUGAAAUGUUUAAUAAGUUAAGCAAAGAAAUCACCGGUGCUGGUCAAAAGGCCAUCUUACGAGAUUCUAAAACUGGAAGGAGACGUAAUUUAGAAGCUGAAGCGGCAAUAGAACGUGAAAAACAAAAGCGUCAAGAAGAAUUGAAUGAAAAAUAUGAAAAAUGGGGUAAAGGAUUGAAACAAGUAGAAGAUAAAGAAGAAAAAUUAAAGAAUUAUCUUCAUGAAAUAAGCAAACCAUUGGCAAGAUACGCAGAUGAUGCUGAUUUAGACAAAGCACUUAGGGAACAAGAAAAAGAAGGUGAUCCGAUGUUGGAAUAUAUUAGGAAGAAAAAAAUAAAAGAAGGAAAAAUAAAACCUGAUGAACUACGAUACCAAGGAUCUUUUACGCCUAAUCGUUUUGGUAUUAAACCUGGUCAUCGUUGGGACGGAGUCGAUAGGAGCAACGGAUACGAAAAGAAAUGGUUUGAAGCACAAAAUGCAAAAACAGCAUUGCAAGAGGAAGCAUAUAAAUGGAGUACAGCUGAUAUGUAAUAUAUAUAUAUAUAUUCUAUGAUUUUUUUUUUUUUUUUUUUUUUUUUAAAAGAACUUUCUUUGUUAUAAUUUUAAGAUUAUAUCAGAUGAUAAUAUUCCAAUUCUGGCAUUGAUAAUAAAAUGUAUAUUAAUUUUUUAAUAUCGAGUUAUGUAUCGAUGCAUUCUGAGGAUAUAUAACAUAAUUCAAAGGAACAGUUAA